CCGGCGCUCUGUCCUCUCCUCUCUGCCUUGCCUGACUCGAUCCUCCCUUAUCUGAUACUAGUGAUACUGAUACAAAACCUAUACAAUACAAUUAAAAACAUCGCAAACUAAGUUUUCCAUCGUGUUCUUCUUGAAAUAACAAGAUGACUGGAAUGGCUGUUGUAUUGUCGGGUACAGAAGUGUCUAAGGAGAUGAGGGAGAAGAUGGCUGAAGAGGUGAAGGAGCUGAGGAGACAAGUACCUGAUCUUGUACCAAAGUUAGCCAUCGUGCAAGUGGGUGGUCGUGAGGAUUCUAAUGUCUACAUUCGGAUGAAGAUAAAGGCUGCUAAUGAAAUUGGAAUGGAAGCAGAUCAUGUCAAAUUGUCAAAGUCUACAACCCAACAUGAGCUGUUGACAAGACUCAAGAAACUGAAUGAUGACCCCAAUAUCCAUGGAAUUAUUGUUCAAAUGCCACUGGACUCAGAAAAUAAGAUUGAUUCCCAUCUUGUGACAGAUUCUGUUCAUCCCAGCAAAGAUGUAGAUGGGCUAAACACCAUCAAUGAAGGCAAAGUGGCUGUUGGGGAUCUCACUGGGUUUAUCCCCUGUACUCCUAACGGUGUCAUUGAACUGAUAAAAAGGAGUUCAAUACCAAUCAGUGGCAGCAAUGCUGUGGUGCUGGGACGCAGCAAGAUCGUAGGAACCCCGGUGUCUGAGCUGCUCAAGUGGCAUCACGCCACGGUCACCAUCUGUCACUCCAAGACUAGGGACAUUGCAGACAAGGUGAGACAAGCUGAUAUUCUAGUGGUUGGCAUCGGAUCUCCACAGUUUGUCAAGGGAGAUUGGAUCAAGCCUGGAGCUGUGGUUAUUGACUGUGGCAUUAACUCUAUCCCAGAUGCUUCCAAGAAGUCAGGAUCUCGCCUGGUAGGUGAUGUUGACUAUGAUGCGGCCAGUCGUGUGGCUGGGUACAUCACACCAGUGCCAGGUGGGGUCGGCCCUAUGACUGUGGCUAUGCUGAUGAACAACGUGCUGCAGUCAGCCAAGCGUGUGGCUCAACAGCGACUCAGCAACAGAUGGCAGAUCAGUCAUCUGCCUCUCCCACUUAACCGAGCUGACCCUACUGUAGUACCCAGUGAUAUUGAAAUUGCUCAUGCUCAAGAGCCAAAGGAUAUAUCAUAUCUUGGUCAAGAACUGGGCCUCACUCCAACUGAGAUCAUUCCAUAUGGCAGUACAAAAGCCAAGGUUUCCCUUAGUGUUCUUGAUCGGCUUAGAAAUACAAAAAAUGGAAAAUAUGUUGUCGUGGCUGGGAUAACUCCAACCCCUCUUGGUGAAGGAAAAAGCACUACCACAGUAGGGCUGGCUCAAGCUCUUUCAGCUCACAAACACAAGAACACUUUUGCCUGUGUUCGCCAACCCUCCAUGGGCCCUACCUUUGGUAUUAAAGGUGGUGCGGCCGGAGGUGGCUACUCACAGGUGAUCCCCAUGGAAGAGUUCAACCUACAUCUGACAGGGGAUAUCCAUGCCAUCACAGCAGCCAACAACCUGCUGGCAGCACAGCUGGACACUCGCAUCCUGCAUGAGGACACCCAGAGUGACUCUGCCCUGUAUGACAGACUUGUACCUAAGGUGAAGGGCAAGAGAAUGUUUUCGGCUAUACAAGUGCGGAGACUGCAGCGACUCGGCAUCAGUAAGACUGACCCCGAGGAUCUCACUGACCAAGAGAGGAGAGCCUUUGCCAGACUAGACAUAGACCCAGCUACCAUCUCUUGGACCAGAGUGCUGGACGUGAAUGAUAGAUUCUUACGAAAGAUCAUCAUCGGAUGCAGUGAUACGGAGAAGAACAUGAGACGAGAAACAGGUUUUGCUGUGACAGUCGCCAGUGAGAUCAUGGCUGUGUUGGCAUUGGCGAAAGACCUUACAGAUAUGAAGGAGAGAUUGUCCAGUAUGGUAGUGGCAAUGGAUAAGGCUGGCAAACCUGUCACUGCUGACGAUUUGGGAAUGACUGGAGCCCUCGCAGUGCUACUGAAGGACUCUAUCCAGCCAACACUAAUGCAGACGUUGGAAGGAUCUCCAGUGUUUGUCCAUGCUGGACCCUUCGCCAACAUAGCUCAUGGCUGCUCCUCCAUCGUAGCUGAUGCUCUCGCUCUAAAACUCACUGGCCCUGACGGUUAUGUUGUCACUGAGGCUGGCUUUGGCUCUGACAUGGGUAUGGAGAAGUUUUUCAACAUUAAAUGCCGCUCGUCUGGGAUAGUUCCCGAUGCUGUGGUGUUGGUGGCUACAGUGAGAGCUCUGAAGAUGCAUGGAGGAGGACCCAAGGUUAUACCUGGUCGCCCCUUGGACAAGGCUUACACUGAGGAAAAUCUUGAACUCCUGAAGAAGGGUGUUGCAAAUCUAGCAAAGCAUAUAGAAAAUGGAAAGAAAUUUGGGUUACCAGUGGUGGUUGCUAUCAACAGCUUUGCGACUGACUCGUCUGCAGAGCUGGAGGUGGUGAAGGAGGCGGCCCUAGCAGCUGGAGCAGACGACGCUGUGGUGUGUAGUCACUGGCGCCAGGGUGGUCAGGGAGCCGCAGCAUUGGCAGAGGCAGUCAUCAAGGCCUGUCAGAAACCUCACUCCUUCCAAUUUCUCUACAAACUAGAUCAGCCUUUGAAAGCAAAAAUUGAAAAGAUAGCAGUUGAGAUGUAUGGAGCUGCAUCUAUUUCAAUGUCUCCUCAGACAGAAGAAAAGCUUGAGCAACUACAGCAGAAGGGUUUUGGUAACCUACCGAUCUGCAUGUCCAAGACUGCGUUGUCCCUGAGUGGUGACCCUGAGGUAAAGGGUGUACCAAAGGGGUUCACUCUCCAUAUCACUGAUGUCUUCCUGUCUGCUGGAGCAGGAUUUGUUGUAUGCAUGUGUGGAGAGAUUUCAAAGAUGUUUGGAUUACCAACAAGGCCAUGUAUCUACGAUAUUGAUCUCGACACAAAGACUGGUGAAAUUCUUGGACUGUUCUAGCAAAACCUAAAGGAAGACGUAAUCAUUAUUGGCUACAAUGUUUGUAGACAGUAUCAUACUGCUGAUUUCUUUGGAAAACUCUAAUUCAACACUAGGAUUUAAGUAGUGAUAAUGUAAUACCCCCGGGUGCCAUAAUAUUUAGUAUUUUCUUUGAAUAUUAAUACAACUAGACAUUCUAUCCCCAUGUUAAAUUUGUAGCCAGGUUUUUUAUCAAAAUUGUUGUAGUUGAUGAGUUCACAGAUUGCGCUGAUCUAAAUUACUAAAUUCUGUCGAGUAUACAUUUUUUUACCAAGUCGAACUUAGGGAAUGACUUAUGGUGAGCUAUAGCAACUAUUAUGACCCAUCAACCUGCUCAGCAACAAAAAAUAAGGUAUAAAAUAGAAUUUUAGAUGCUAACGCAUUCUGUGACUGGCUCACACAACUUCGUUCUUUUUUAGUAAAAAAAUUGCGACAGCUGGUCCAUAUAGAUGGGAUUUCUGGGAAUAUCGUCUACUUCAGUAUCCAAUGGUCAAUGGUAUUAUAUUCCAAAUUCAAAUGCUAAACUUAGCUAAACUUUGGCUAAAUGUGGUGUGAAAAUAUUAGUGUUGAAAAAUCAAAAUCAAUAUUGAUUAAUAUCAAUAACUCAUAUCAAAGUUAUAUUAACUUGUAUAAUAUGUAGCUUUUAAUUAUUAUUAUACUCUUAAUUGUGAAUAUUUGUUAUUUUUCCUAGUACUGCCUCCAUUAUUUGAAGAUUUUAAUUAAUUAUUAUUAAGCAAUCAAUAUUAUAUUAAUUUAAAUUUACUCCGGUGAAUCCAUUUGAUACAAAACAGGAAUAUCUUCUUAAUGUAGGCUUUUGUGGCCGGUGUCAUGCAUGAGAGUUCAUGGUGUUGUUUUUUGGCACCAACCGCCUUGUCACUAAUCACUGUUGCCAGACGUUUCACCCUUUGAAGUGUUUAAGUGGCAUACUUAGUGGCCAGGCUGAGACUAAAUCAGGGAAGUUCGUACAGGUAUAAUUAUUGCUGGGGUGAGGUAUCACUGAGGUAAGUGAUAAAUAUACCUGGACAAACUUCCCUCAAUUAGUCUCAGCCUAACCACUGAGGACGCCACUUCAAAGUAAGGGUAAAACGUCUGACUACAGUGUAUUAGCAAUAUAGCAUUGAACAUUCCAUUUAUUUUAUGAGCAAUGCACAUUCCAAUUAUAACCUAACCAUACUGAUAGUACUGGUGUGCCUUAAAUACUGCCUUCCAAACUAAUACUCAUAGUUUUAGAUAUAUUUUUAUAAUAUUUUAUAGAUACAAAUAGUUUUGUAUAGACAAUUUAUAUCAUUGGAAAAAUACAUUGUUAUGAUCAUAUUACUUCAUUUAGUUUACUGUGUAUAUGGUUAUAUAUUUUUCUGAUUAAGAAUUAUGUUUUCAUUUAUACUGUUGUUACUCAUAUUGUUCUAAAAUUGAAAAUAUAUUUUGAGAAAUCUGAAAACUCC
Molecule: messenger RNA, 4423 nt
Organism: Macrosteles quadrilineatus (aster leafhopper)
Lineage: Eukaryota; Metazoa; Arthropoda; Insecta; Hemiptera; Cicadellidae
Gene: pug
Product: C-1-tetrahydrofolate synthase, cytoplasmic
Exons: 20
Coding region: 144-2963 (939 amino acids)
Biological process (GO): tetrahydrofolate interconversion
Cellular component (GO): cytosol
Molecular function (GO): methylenetetrahydrofolate dehydrogenase (NADP+) activity; ATP binding; methenyltetrahydrofolate cyclohydrolase activity
Source: RefSeq, a predicted model, not a curated record